Molecule: messenger RNA, 4401 nt
Organism: Sorex fumeus (smoky shrew)
Lineage: Eukaryota; Metazoa; Chordata; Mammalia; Eulipotyphla; Soricidae
Gene: ARHGAP11A
Product: Rho GTPase activating protein 11A
Exons: 12
Coding region: 384-3434 (1016 amino acids)
Biological process (GO): signal transduction
Source: RefSeq, a predicted model, not a curated record
GGCCGGAAGUAGCGAGAAGCAGGUAACAGGCGCGGUGCGAGAAACCCGAAAGGGGUCUGAGUGAGAGAGAGAGAGAGCGAGAAGGGAGGUGAGUGGAAGUGGCUGGAAGGGUCGGGUGACCAGAGAGAAGGUUGGGGCGUAAGUGGAAGGACGGUGAGGGGUGGCUGGGUCAGAGGGACAGAGAAGGUCGGUGGAAGUGGAUCGAGGAUCCGGGGGCGGGGAAAGCCGUGGAAGUGGCUGGGAUUGGGACCCGAAGGAGCGUGACACGCGGCCGCGAGGCAGCGGAGCCGAGCAGCAGCCUGAGAGUGUUUGGAAGCUGGAAGACUUGGUGGCGGCGGAGGCUCGGGAGCCAGCCCCUGCCCCGGAGCGUCGGGGAGUCCGCGAUGUGGGACCGGAGGCUGCUGAGGUUGGCCUUGGUGCAGCAGCUGCGGGCGGUCUACGGCAUUAAGGUCAAGAGUGGCCGGGGACAGUGCGAUCGCAGGAAACACGAACCGGCAGCCACGGAGCUAGCGGGCAAAAUAUUUGGAGUACCUUUGAAUGCAUUGCCCCAUUCUGUUGUACCAGAAUAUGGACAAAUUCCAAGCUUUCUUGUUGAUGCUUGCACAUCUUUAGAAGAGCAUCUUCAUACAGAAGGACUUUUUAGAAAAUCGGGAUCUGUUAUUCGUCUUAAAGCACUAAAGAAUAAAUUGGACCAUGGUGAAAGUUGUCUUUCUUCUGCACCUCCUUGUGACAUUGCAGGACUUCUUAAACAGUUUUUCAGGGAAUUGCCAGAGCCCAUUCUCCCAGCUGAUUUGCAUGAAGCAUUUUUUAAAGCUCAACAGUUAGGACUAGAAGAGAAGAAUAAAGCUACAUUAUUGAUCUCCUGUCUUAUGACUGACCACACAAUUGAAAUAUUAAGAUAUUUCUUUAACUUCCUCAGAAAUGUUUCUCUUCGGUCUAGUGAGAAUAAAAUGGGUAGCAGCAAUCUUGCAGUGAUAUUUGCACCGAACAUUCUUCAGACAAGUGAAGUACAUGAAAAGAUGUCUACUCACACUGAAAAAAAGCUCCGACUGCAGGCUGCAGUGGUCCAGACUCUUAUUGAUUAUGCUUCCGAAAUUGGGCAUGUUCCAGUCUUUAUUUUGGAAAAGAUCCCAACUAUGUUGGGUAUUGAUGGUCUCUGUGCUACUCCGUCAGUAGAAGGCUUUGAAGAAGGUGAAUAUGAAACUCCUGGUGACUGUAAGAGAAAGCGAAGACAAAGUGUAGGAGAUUUUGUUAGUGGAGCAUUAAAUAAACUUAAAUCUAACAGAACACCCUCUAUUACACCACAGCAUGAAAGAAUUGCCCAGCAGUCUGUAUCCCCAGUGAUCCUUACACCAAAUAGUAAACGUAAACUACCAGUAGAUUCCUCUCAUGGUGUUUCAAGUAAGAAAAGGAAGUCCAUCAAGCACAAUUUUAACUUUGAUUUACUGCCAAGUAAUCUCUUCAGUAGCAGUUCUACGCCAGUAUCAGUUCACUUUGACACAAGCUCAGAAGGAUCAUCACAGUGUUCAGUCUCUCCAGUAGUCAUCAGUGGAAGCCAUUUGAUCGGUACGGAUGUUCCAAGGCGAAGUAAAAGAAUUGCAAACAAAAAAGUUUGCAGGGUAGAAUCAGGGAAAGCUGGCUGUUUCUCUCCUAAAAUCAGCCGUAAAGAAAAGGUUCGAAGAUCUCUUCGUCUGAAAUUUAGUCUGGGGAGAAGUAGCAAAGAUGUUAAUGAGUGUUCUGGUAUGAAUAGACGUGAAAAUGUUGGACGACGACUUGCAAAUCAACAAAGUUUAAAAAAUGGAAUCGAAUCUAUAAAGACAGGUCUACUUUUUAGCCCAGAUAUUGAUGAAAGAUUAACAAAGAAAGGUUCUAAAAAGAUCAGUAAGUCUGAGGAAAACUUACUGACCCCAGAGCGACUAGAUGAAACAAAUUACCGGAUGUCUUGGACAGGACCUAGCAAUUCACAUUUUCAAGAAAUAGUUGCAAAUGAUGCAUCUCCAGUAGAGAGAAAUCUUGAGGUCGAAAACUCUUCUUUGGAGCCUGAUAUAAUGGUUGAAAAGUCACCUGUUAGUUCAUAUGAACUCACCCCUUCUGAUAUACACAGUACGCAUAGUAACAAUGUCACCGGAAGCUCUCUUAGUGGAGAUGAAAACAAUCUGACAACAGAAACUUUGGCAAAAAUUCAGAAAGCAUUUUCUGAAUCUGGAAGUAAUCUUCAUUCAUUGAUGAAUCCUGGGCAGUCACCAGUUACUAGUGUUGGGGAAGUAAAGUUAAGUGAAGCAUCUUCUGUAGAAUAUAGCCCAGAGAAAAAUCUGUUUGAAACUAAUGAUUUGACUGUUAUAGAAUCAAAUGAACACCGGAAUAGUAAGGAUGAAAGCAGUUUUUCACCACAUCAGACUCAAAAGUUGUUUGAAGAAGCAACUAUCAAAUGUCACUCUGUUCAGAUGAAUAUAGAACUUGAUAAAAGCAUUCAUUCAAAGAUACCUAAUGAUCAUUUUAGUGAACAAGAAUUUCUUAGUGAUGAAAAUAUAAAGGAACAGCAGUCUCCAAAGUGUAAACUAAAUACCGAAAAAAAGGAGGAUGAGGAUGUGAUUGGAGAGAAUUUACUGAAUUGUGUAACUUCUAAGGAGGAUGAGGAGGACGCAGCUAACACCCCUUCCGCUGAGCAGACUUGUACUGUGACAAACUUGCCCAAACCUAGGCCAGUGAGAAUUAGUACACAGUCACUGGAGGAAUUAGGUGAUAAAAUGGUUCCCGAAAGUUUAUAUAUGACAGAGCAUGGAAGGGUUUCAGACCACAUCCAGUGGUUUAACAAACUUUCCUUAAAUGAGCCAAAUAGGACAAAAGUUAAAUCACCUCUUAAAUUUCAACGUACACCUGUUCGUCAGUCUGUCAGAAGAAUUAAUUCUUUAUUGGAAUACAACAGGCAACCAGUAAGACGCAAAUUGUCAGCUCAAGGUGAUGCCACAUCUCCUUUGGUCAAAGCAGUGAGCUGUGAAAGUGCUCUUUCUUCCUGUAUAGAAGGUACAUCGAAAGAUUCUGUUUUGCGCGGCAAAUUAAGUCUUAAAAAACAGAAGUCCACAUCAUGUGAACAGUCAAAUGUUGAUGAAGUUUCAAAAUUACGCGUGGAGUUAACUUCUAAAUCUUUGUCAAAGAUAAAGAGGCACCCAGACUCUGUGACUUCUCUUGGGUCUUCCAGAGUUUGUAAACAGGAAGUCAUAGCUGAUAGUCAAAUUAAGGUUCCCUUGGAUGAUCUGACAAAUCAAAAUAUCUUGAAAUCCAUUGUAAAUAAUAAUAGGGGCUUUUCUCCUGGGAUAAAUAAUCAGGUCCUUCGGAAGCCUUCAGAAAGAGAAAGGAUAUGGUAUAAAGGUUCUCCCAAAAAUCCUAUUGGAAAAACUCAGCUACUACCGACAAGUAAACCAGUAGACUUGUAAUUAGUAGAUGGUUUUUAACUGGUUGAUGUAAAUAAAGUUGGCAAUUCAUGGUGUGACUUUCAGGAUAAUCUGCAUGUUAGUUGUAGUUUAGGAUUAUGUAAUGAAUUUAAAUUUUGCUGUAUAAGCAAUUUAAAUGUUUGUACAAAUGGCUUCUUUUCCCCCAUAAUGAUAGCAGUAUUUAAAGUAAUUGUAAUCUUCAAGCAGAGGUUAUACUUUGUAAAACAACUGGAUUUGUUAGAAAUUGUGGGAUACUAUGAGUUUUAUUAAGUAUGGAAGGAAGAGUGAAAUGAGUUGUACCUAUUUCCUAUUUUUCUGUCAUAGAAAUUUUGGUUAUGAAAAGGGAAGAGACAGGAAAAUUACUUUUUCCUGUGUGUGUUUGUACAUGCUGGGGACCAAACUGAGGACCUCAUAUGCACAUGGCAUACCCUCAAUCACUGAGAUACAUAUUGACUAAAUCUUAGUUCUUGGAUUAUGUUAAUAUUUGUUAUCUUUAACAAAAUCCCUAAAUAUUAAUUGAUAUCAGUAUACCACCUUAAAUCUUUGUAUUUGGGGACAGAGUCAAUAGGUUUAUAUUACCUGUAGGUGUAUACAGAAUGUUUACUUGAACUAAGAAAAAUGCCAAGGCAGAAUGACUCAUAGGAUAAUAUGGGCUCAUAUAGGAUAACACUGCAGAAGUAAUUGAUGAUUUUUAAGCCAUACUGUUGUUUAAGUUAAUUUGCACAAAUGCAUUUGUAUCCAUUUAUCCAGUAUAAUAUUCAAAACAUUUUUAAGGAAAUUUAACUUGGGUAAUUUUAAUUUUGAUGAUUUUUUUUAAUAUGCAGAUGCUUGGUCUUGGUUUUAAAAAUAGUUGAUGUACCUCUGCAUUCAACUGAGAUUCUUAAACUUUGGAAUUUAUGAAAGCUUGUGACCAUUUUGUCUUGUAUGUAAAUUAUUUAUUUGGCAUAGACAUUAAAAAUAACAUUUUGGA